AUGGGCAACAUCAGCAGUCGACAGGAUGACCUAUCCGGUAGUAUGCUUUACCUGAAGGACCCAACUCGGUUCUCUGUCAAAUCUGUUACAAUCAGCAAUGGGAGGAAGAAAGUCCUGCUUCGAGUCGGUCCAAAUGCUGUGCCUACCACCAGAAUGGUCGCUCGAAGGGAACCUGGCGACGAUACUCCCAUCUUCUACAUACAAGACCCAGAAUCUCAGGGCAACAACUUCCUCCUUCGAUUAGACCUCGAGGACGAACUUCAUUUUGAGUAUACAUUCGUUAGUAGACAACAAACCUCGACCCAGCCUGCCACCACGCCCUCUGCUGCCCCUUCAACGACCGACACGAACAUAACCGGUCUGACCUUCGCUUAUGCUUCAAACGCUCGCGAACUAGACACCUUGAUUACUAGAGAGUUUCACUCAGAUCCUAAUCUACACAAGAAUUCGAAUGUUCAGUUAAUUGGUGCCAUGUCCACCACUGGUUUACCGAGCGUGGAGAUGAGCUGGACUUGGACAUGGCGACCACCGAAACCAAACGAAGAUAGAGGUGGUGGUUGGCGCAAUAAUUGCAGCUUUCUCGAAUACGACUCGAGAGCACAUCGGCUGAACACAUUGGCAUCUUUCGUGUUUUGGGUACAAAAACCUUCACUGCCUCCUGCUCCCUCGAUUAUGCCUCCUCCAGUGCCAAACCUGAAUGAACUGGCUAUUCCCUCAGGCAGACAUAGAAUGCCGUCUUCCCAGUCUUAUCAAUCAGCUGUGAGUGACUCAGAAGGCCCUCCUGAUACUGGUCCGCCUGUAUCCCCUUCUGGACACGCUUCCGAACUCAGCUUAAGCGUUGCUACUGCUCCAACUUUGCCCGCCGUUGAUGUUGGCAGGCCAGCAGAGGACAUGAGUAACGUUGAGGAUGGUCCAGUCUUUCGUGCCAACAUGAAACAGUUAGAGCAGAAGACUGGAAAUCUGAGAGCACAAGUCAAGAAAGUUCUGAAAAGGGCUGAAGCUGCUCAACAGGCACAGCAGCUUUCCAACGAAGCAGUACGUUCUUUCUUGAGCGCAUUACAGGAGGCUGCUGCAUCUCAUUCGACAGCUUUCAAGCCUGCUCUGGAGCAUUAUUACUCAAAUAUUGCGCCAAGAAUUCAAAGGUACGAGGAGGAAAACACGGUCCUGCUUCGACGACAGAUUAUCGAGCCUUUAUCCAAACUUUACACAAACGAUAUCAAGCAGGUCGAGUCGAAGAAGAAAGAUUUUGAGGAGGAGAGCAGAGAAUACUAUGCGUACGUUGGCCGCUAUCUCGGUCAACGACAAGAUUCUAUGAAGGAAAAGAAAAAGGCUGAAAGUGACUCAAAGUAUCAGACCAAAAAGAGGACCUUUGAGUUGAAACGCUUCGACUAUUCCAACUUCAUGCAAGAUUUGCAUGGUGGAAAGAAGGAGCAGGAACUCCUCUCUCAUCUAACAAAUUACGCUGACCAUCAAGCAAAGGCAUACAUGUCUGCUGCAAGGAAAAUCGAGGCCUUACAACCUAAUCUCGAUGCUCUCGUGCGCGAAGUCAACGAGGCAGACAAAGAGUACAAAAUUCAGCGUACAGAGCGUGAAGAAAAGCGUAGGAAUUUGGAGAUGAACAAUCCUACUUCGACAACAUCGGAGGCAGACGGUACUCCCUACGCUGGUGCCGUGCAACCACAGACGAGUGCUUCCAACGGAACUGCUGGCUAUGUGUCCGAUACAGAUUUGAGCCGGGCCGAUAGCACAAGUUCUCAAUUCGGACGGAACAAUCUCUCGCCGAGCAAUUCGAAACACUUGCAGCAAACCUCCACAGCAUUGUCAACGUCGCCAGCCGCCUCUUCUGCGACACCAAGUGCAAACAAAUUUAGAGGCAUUAGAGACCUUGAGGAGAGAGACUCUUCCUUUGCUGGAAAUGACAAGCAGUCUACAUGUGCCCCUCGCAAGGAAGGCUUGUUGUGGGCCUUGAGCAAACCCGGGUCUCACAUUGACCCGAAAGGUAUCAACAAGCAAGCCUGGCACAAAUUCUGGGUCGUUCUCGAUCAGGGCAAGCUCUCAGAGUACAGCAACUGGAAGGAUCGAAUGGAGCUCCACAGGGAACCGAUCGAUCUACGUAUGGCUUCUGUACGAAUGGCCAGGGAUGCUGAACGACGAUUUUGCUUUGAAGUCAUUACCCCACAAUACAAGCGCGUGUAUCAAGCCACUGCUGAGGACGACAUGAACAAUUGGAUAAAUUCCAUCAACAAUGCCCUACAGAGCGCCUUUGAGGGGAGGACAAGCCAAUCUGCUAUCGCAAAUUCGCCUAAAGAUCGUGCAGGAAACGACUAUGGAGCUGUCCUGACAGGGAAGAGUCUGUCACAAUCAGGGCCGCAUGGUGCAUUAGGCCGUCCAGAUACUGUCGGUGUGAGCCGCCGAGUGACUGUAGGGUCUCGUCCAGCCCCUACACAAACUCAGCAGGAGGAGAGCCCCACUAGGUUGCUCGACCAGAUCAGAGCCAACGAUCAAGGCAAUGCAUGCUGCGCUGAUUGCGGCAGCAACAGUAAAGUAGAGUGGGUUUCUCUCAACCUUGGAAUUGUCCUUUGCAUUGAAUGUGGUGGAAUCCACCGAUCACUCGGCACGCAUGUUUCGAAAAUUCGUUCUCUAACCCUUGACGUUCACUCUUUCACAGACGAUAUUGUCGAGAUAUUGAUGCAGAUAGGAAAUCGAGUGAGCAACAUGAUAUGGGAGGCCACAUUGGAGAGAAGUGCGAAGCCAGAGCCGUGGGCCAACAGAGAGCAGCGACUGAAAUUCAUCACCAUGAAAUACGUCGAGCGAGCGUUUGUCGAACCACACGCAAGCAACCUGCAUGCUCUGUCGCCGGACGACAAUCUUGUGAUGUCAAUCAAGAAGAACGACAUUCAGGGCGUUUUGCAUGCAAUAGCACAGCGCGCGAAUGUCAACGUACAUGAUCGGUCGAGGAACACGCACGCUGUAUUUCUUGCUCUUGCCGCCGCCGAUCCCGCUAGACCAGCAUCUACAUCUCCAGCAGCUUCGCCUGGCGGACCAACCACGAUGCAAGCAGGCACGAAAGUGUUUCCUGUAGCAGAGCUCCUCAUCCAAAACGGUGCGGAGAUUCCUACAGAGCUGCCUGCGAUACCCUUGUCGUUGACAGCCCAAUCAUACAUCGAUCAACGUCGGUCCAGAAGCAUGCCCGUCACGGACACUCUGGGACCAUUGCCAGCUGUUGCCGGCAGCAAGUCUGUCGAGCAAGUAAAAUUGCAUAAGCGUGGUAGUGCUGGAAGCAGAUUUGCUGGCAAGGUUGCAGGACUUGGCGAGCGAUAG
Lithohypha guttulata is the source of this 3321-nucleotide messenger RNA. RefSeq lists its product as uncharacterized. The transcript is spliced from 2 exons. Bases 1 to 3321 code for a protein of 1106 amino acids. The record is from RefSeq and is a predicted model, not a curated record. NCBI's taxonomy places the organism in Eukaryota, Fungi, Ascomycota, Eurotiomycetes, Chaetothyriales, Trichomeriaceae. Gene Ontology annotation, molecular function: protein binding; GTPase activator activity. Gene Ontology annotation, cellular component: endosome; trans-Golgi network; cytoplasm. Gene Ontology annotation, biological process: intra-Golgi vesicle-mediated transport.